Molecule: messenger RNA, 1260 nt
Organism: Carya illinoinensis
Lineage: Eukaryota; Viridiplantae; Streptophyta; Magnoliopsida; Fagales; Juglandaceae
Product: LYR motif-containing protein 4
Exons: 4
Coding region: 762-1052 (96 amino acids)
Biological process (GO): iron-sulfur cluster assembly
Source: RefSeq, a predicted model, not a curated record
UCACAUACGAACUGGACACUUCAGUUGCGUUUCUCCGCCAUUUUCCUGUAGGGUUCAUAACAGAAAAAUCCUCUCUCUCUCUCUCUCUCCGGCCGCAGCUCCCAGAUCAACUCGAUUUGCUGAGACGUUUUUGUUUUGUUGGGGGGAGGAAUUUUAAAAACCCGACCGGAAUGGGUUGGGUCGGUUCAAUCUUACUGGGCCGGGUCGAGCCCAAAAGUGUCUAGGGCGGGUCAUGUUGCAGGCCUAUUCUCAAGCCCGCGCAUUCACGGUUCUCUUCACUGGGAACCAUGUGCCCCGAUUUAUAACACAUUUAACAUUGCAAUCUAGGGAUCCAUUUCACAGCAUUUGUCUACUCCAGCUUCCACCGUCCCACAGCAGGGUACAAGUGCUUGAGCUGAACGAGUGACUGCCUUUCAAUUCGUUUCCUCACGGGAAGCAGAGAAACGCUGGCAAGAAGAGGAAAUUCAUUAGGUCGGUGCCGGUGAGAAACGGGCAAGAAGAGGAAAUUCAUUAGGUCGCCAGCUCGUCCUCGUCUCCAGCUCUUCCUCGUCGCCAGCUCCUCCCCAUCACCUCCUUCUUCGUCUGUUGCAGUUUCAAGCCCCAAAAAAGGCCCUUCUCAAACUGAAGUCCCGUCAUAAGCGCGCUCCUUCAAGCUCAGAUCUAUAAAUACUCUCUCCCCCUCUCCCCCAGCCUCUGUACUUUCAGAGCCAGGUUAUUUCUCCAAGCCCACAUUCAAUUUUGCAACUAAUCGGUGGAGAAUAAUGGCUGCGGCAGCAGCAGCAGCAAGAGGGGUUCCGAAAAGGUCGGAGGUGCUAUGGCUGUUCCGGUCUCUUCUACGCACGGCCCGGCAGUUCAGUGAUUACAACAUCAGGGAGUACACUAAGCGCCGAACCAUUGACGGGUUCCGCCUCAACCGGACCCUGUCCGACCCGGAUUCGAUCACCUCCGCCUUCUCUGACGGCAAGGCCCAGCUCGAGGUCGCGAAGAGACAGUCUAUCAUCUACUCCCUCUACACCCCCAAGGUCAAGAGCAUCAUGGAGCUCAAAUCAUGAAAAUCCCCAUAAGUUAUGAUUCUAUCUUGCUACAGCUCUUGAGGACAGUUGCCUUUUUAAUUUAUUUUUGUAUUUAUAUAUUAAUAUAUGGGUUCUGACUUGGGAUUUAUGGAGGUUUAGGAAAUAACUGGAUUUUGAAUUUCAGUUAUUGCCAUGCUUUUUUUAGUAAGUAAUAAUUUAUAUGGUUUUUAUGGCCUUGAUAGCUUAA